AUGAAGACAUCCGGUAUUGUCUCAAUCGCUGCAGCUGCGCUCAGCGGCCUUCUCUUCACAACGCCAGUGGCGGCGGCGGAUCUUCCUCCCAUCAUCAUCAAGGGAUCUCAUUUCUUCUAUGAAAAUGGCACAGAGUUCUUCAUUCGUGGUGUCGCCUAUCAACAAGACAUCAACGGGAACGGAACCACAUCGGCUAAUGGCUUGUUCACGGAUCCCCUGGCCGAUGCCGCUGGGUGUACUCGAGAUGUACCUCUAUUGAAGGAAUUGGGUACAAACGUCAUCCGCGUGUAUGCCAUCGACCCCACGAAAGACCAUAAGACAUGCAUGAACCUUCUUCAGGAAAGUGGAAUCUACGUUAUCCAGGAUCUUUCCAACCCAGUCCAGUCAAUCAUUCGAGAUGCUCCUGAGUGGAACACCGAACUAUUUGCCAGCUAUGCAGCGGUCAUCGACGAGAUGGCUCCGUAUACGAACACCCUUGGCUUCUUCGCUGGCAACGAGGUUUCAAACGACGUUAAUAACACCAAUGCUAGCGCUUUCGUGAAGGCUGCAGUCCGCGAUAUGAAAGCAUACAUCAAAACGAAGAACUACAGGACCAUCGGCGUAGGAUAUGCCACCAAUGACGAUGGCAUCAUCCGUACCAGCCUAGCCAAUUACUUCAACUGCGGCAAUCGCUCCGACUCAAUCGAUUUCUGGGGUUACAAUAUCUAUUCUUGGUGCGGUGAAUCCUCGUUCACUGCCUCGGGAUACGAUCAGAGGACUCUCGAGUUCGCAAACUACUCUGUCCCUGCGUUCUUUGCGGAAUACGGCUGCAACCAGGUCAAGCCCCGUCCGUUUACUGAGGUUCAGGCACUUUAUGGCCCCAACAUGACGGGAGUCUGGUCUGGCGGCAUUGUCUACAUGUAUUUCCAGGAGGCAAAUGAGUUUGGUCUUGUUACAGUAUCCGGCGGCAAGGCCACCAAGCUACCUGACUUCACAGCAUUAUCCAAGCAAUUAGCCUCCGUGACCGCAAAAUCAACCGCUAUGGCAGCCUACCAAGUAACCAACACAGCCGCCCAAGCCUGCCCAGCAACCGGCACAGCCUGGGCAGCAGCCCGCGCUCUCCCACCCAUCGCCAACGCCGACGUAUGCAGCUGCAUGGUCUCAUCACUCAGCUGCGUCCCCAGCAGCGGAAUGAGCGGCAACGCCACCGCCCAAAUGUUCAGCACCGUCUGCGGACUCUCCAAAAAAGCAUGCGAAGGCAUCACCGCCAAUGCAACCACGGGCGUCUACGGCGCCUAUUCCAUGUGCUCUGCCACUCAAAAACUAUCCUUCGCUUUCGACCAAUACUACCAAAGCCAGGGCAAAGCAUCCACGGCCUGUAAUUUCGAUGGGAAAGCAAAAAUCGUUUCCCCGUCUGUAAGCUCGUCGUGUAAACCUCUCAUCAACCAAGCGGGCGUUGAGGGAACUGGCACUGUUACAACAGCACCUACUGGCACGGGAUCCCCCAGUGGAUCAUCGAACUCGAACUCGAGCUCGGGAUCUGGAUCGUCGAAAAACAGCGCAGCUGGCGCUUUGAGAGUGCCUGGGUCUGAUCUUAGAAUGCUGCAACUGGGAGCCUGUGUUUUGGUUGCGGGGAUAGCUGGUGUGGGCGUGACAUUGUUGUAA
Molecule: messenger RNA, 1644 nt
Organism: Venustampulla echinocandica
Lineage: Eukaryota; Fungi; Ascomycota; Leotiomycetes; Helotiales; Pleuroascaceae
Product: 1,3-beta-glucanosyltransferase
Exons: 3
Coding region: 1-1644 (547 amino acids)
Biological process (GO): fungal-type cell wall (1->3)-beta-D-glucan biosynthetic process
Cellular component (GO): cytoplasm; fungal-type cell wall
Molecular function (GO): 1,3-beta-glucanosyltransferase activity
Source: RefSeq, a predicted model, not a curated record